Messenger RNA from Owenia fusiformis, 869 nucleotides. Lineage: Eukaryota; Metazoa; Annelida; Polychaeta; Sabellida; Oweniidae. The record is from the annotation of a GenBank genome assembly.
ACACCUUGCCAACGAACCCGUCAGUGUGUCUGCUUUGGCAAACGAACUAUUGGUACCAUACAACAGAGCUGCAUUGGAGCUACAAUAGAACGUAAAUCACAGCCGUGUUGUAACGCAGCCCAGCCGACAACCCCGACUCCAACUCCAGGAUGUUACUGGGGACAAUGGGGAGCCUGGGUCUAUGGACCGUGUGUGGCUGACGGAUCCUCUGCGACGGCAACCUGUCAGGUGCGUGGUGUUGCAGUUUGUUAUCAAACUCGGGAGUGCAUAUGUUCAAGAGGAAAACGUACUUUCAAUACCAUACCAUGUCGUGGGGAUCGACGAAGAUCUAAAUUACAGGACUGUUGUGUUAGCUCUACCACUGUGCCACCUACUACAACAAAAGCUGCGACCACCACCCCUCCUGUCCCAACAACUACAACUACCAAAGCGACAACCACUACCACAAAAGCUACUACAACAACAACAAAAGCUCCGGUGUGUCCACAAGCGGCCGGUUAUGGAGAUUGGGGACCAUGGGUCUGCAUAUCACCCGGAAAUGGAGUAGAUUGUAGACGUAUAAUCAACCUCCCUGGCUACCCCAAAGAUUUGAAAAAACGUGGAGAUCCACUCGUUUGUAAAAGUAUCGAGGAUGAGGUGUGCACGCGAUUUAAGACGUGCGUUCCAUGCGCGGAACCGGGGCCUCAGACAUGUUUGCAGCCUGUACCGAGGGAGACAAAGUUAUUUAAGUGCUGUGUUAUACAAGCAAAAAAGUGAACCAGAUGAAGAUAUGGCGAUUUAUAAUUAUCUGAAUACAAAACGUGUAAUUUACUUAAACAUAAUAUGUAAGAGAUGAAUAAAUAAAUUAUUGUCUGGUAUACUAAAGAAAU